AUGAACGGCCCACCGAAUCCCCCAGAGCAGCUCGACUAUUAUGAAAUUCUCGGAGUUAAUGAACGCGCAUCAUAUGCCACAAUACAGAGGUGUCACAAGCGAUUACAAGCUUUAUACCAUCCUGACAGUGGAAGGGUUGGCGCUACACCCAACACUGAGCAUUUCCAGAACAUUGAGGUUGCGUGGCACACCCUAGAGGACACUAGCGAGAGACGGAAGUACGACAGAGAUUACGCCAGGAUCCGGAGAGAAUGGGACGUCUACAAAAUCAACCUCGCCAACUGGAACGACGAGCAACGGGAAAACGAGCAGCGUCAGACGAGAGCCGCUGCACGACGGAAAAAACUGGUUGAAGAGAAGAUGGAGAUUGAGAGGGUUAAGCAAAAAGUAUUGGAAGAGAAGGCCAAAGAAGCUGCAAGACGUCAAGCUGAGCUCAUGGGGGCUAGGAAGGCUCUUCAAGCAAAAGCAGCUGAGAUGAAAGAGCAAAUCCAGCAACGAGAGAGAGAAGCGCAACGCGCGAGAGAGCGCCUCCAAGAGGAAAGCAGAAGACAGGGGAUAGCUCGGGCUGAGGAAGAGGCCCGCAUCAAGACUGACUGGGAGAAAGCACAAAAACAAAGAAAAAUGACUGAGAAAGGAUCGUCACAAGACACUUCGAAUGAAGACGGAGCGCUAAGAGAAUUAUGGCGAGAAAAGCAAGAGCGAACUCGUGAACAGGCCAAGAGGGCGGAGGCUGCAAAUGAAGAAGCAGCGCAGGAACGUCUCAGGAAGCAGCAGGAGAACUUGCAUCAAACGAGCGAAGACGACCACGAUCGAUCUGCAGAACCUACUUCGACCGAAAGUCAAGAGAGAGAACGACUCGCUAAUAAACAGCGCGCGGCAAACGAAAGAGAGGCCAAGGUCAUGGCCGAUGCACAGAAAAGACAGAGCGAGGCAGCUGAAGAGCGCCUUCGUCGUCAAGAAAUCGAUGCCACAUCGCUCAAGCGGCCACCUGCUGAUGAUGUCGAGGACGAGCAAGAUAUGACAAAUCCCAAAAAGCCCAAAGCCAGAGAGUCUAUGACAUCAGGCCUUCGCAAGCACAUGGCUCGCGAACAAGCCCGGCGAGUUCAUGCCCAGAAACUUCAGGAGGUAGGUGGCCCAGGAAAUGAAGAGCGCCUGAGAGACGUCAGUAUCGACUUGGGAUGGAAACAUGUGGACUAUCAGAACAAGGCAUGUCCUCAAUGCCACACGAAAAAAAGUGCCGCGCAAUUCGGUCUAUGGGAGUGUCCAGAAGGAGGGGCAUUGAGAUGCCGACCCUGUCUGGCGGCACUGAGUGUAUUUAGUGCGUGA
Messenger RNA from Alternaria conjuncta, 1326 nucleotides. RefSeq lists its product as uncharacterized. Gene Ontology annotation, cellular component: cytoplasm. The record is from RefSeq and is a predicted model, not a curated record. NCBI's taxonomy places the organism in Eukaryota, Fungi, Ascomycota, Dothideomycetes, Pleosporales, Pleosporaceae. The transcript has 2 exons. The coding region runs from base 1 to 1326 and encodes 441 amino acids.